AUGUUACAAUUGCCCAAAACAAGUAGAACGCCUGGAUAAAAUUUUAGUUUUAACUAGUUUGCCUCUGCUCCUAGUUCUCCAGAUAGGAAUAAUAAGCAAAGCACUUUAAAAGAUUAUAUAAAAUAUCGAUAAAGAAAUUUAAUUGAUUUCGUAAAGAGCAGAUUAUAGAGUCGACAAAUUAGUCCAAAAAACCUUUUUAAAGUAGAUCUGAUUAAGUUUGCGAAGAAGAAAUAUGAUAGCAUGCCUAGUCCUAUAAUUGGGGAGAUUAAAUUUUUAUCAACAUAAAAGUCAAUUGGAGAUUCAAUUUAGAUAGUAAAUGGGCAAGGGAUGACAGAUGAAACAUUGUUUGAUGAAAUAAUUGAUUUGGAAAAUGCAAUAAACUCGAAUGGAGUAGAUAAAAAAAUGAUGGGAUCACAAAGGCAAAUAAAUCAUUCAAUAAUGAAGAAAGAAGUAACUGAGGAUGGUUAAGUGAAGAUUAAUUAGUACACAAUACUACAAGAACUUGGUAGAGGAUCAUUUGGGAAAGUGAAAUUGGCAAAAGACAAUAACAAUAGAAAAUAUGCAGUGAAAAUAUGCGAUAGAAAGAAGUUAAAGUUGAAAUUACUUUCGAGUAAACUUGAUGCUUAUUCAUUACUGGAUAAAGAAAUAGCAAUAAUGAAGAAAGUAGACCAUGAUAACAUUGUUUAACUCUAUGAAGUUAUUGAAAAUCCACACAAUGAUAAAUUGUAUUUGGUUUUAGAAUAUAUGGAUGGACCCCCGAUAUUAUCAAUUUAAAAAAGUAGUAUUGAAAUUAUAUGGAAACUCUUUCGUGAUUUCAUGCUAGGACUAGAAUAUUUGCACAAUUUCGCCAAUAUUGCUCACAUGGAUAUUAAACCUGAGAAUCUUCUCUUAAACUAGGAAAUGAAGUUGAAAAUUGCAGAUUUUGGGGUUUCUCAAAUUAUGGACGAUGAGUUAGUCAAAACUAAAAUUGGGACAUCAGCUUACCAACCACCGGAAGUAUUUACUGAUGAGUAAGUAAGAGGCAAGCCAAUUGAUGUUUGGGCUGCUGGGUUAACAUUUUACCAAUUAGUUUAUAAUGAACAUCCGUUUAUUUCAUAAAGAUAGGAUCAAUUAAAGAAUAAUAUUCUCACUUAAAGCAUUAAGUGGAGAGAAACCUCAGACUUAACAGACUUGCUCAAGAGAAUGUUAGAGAAGAAUCCCAAUGAUAGAAUAACAACAUAACAAGUGUUAGAACAUCCGUGGGUGACUAAACAUGGAAGAUUUCCUCUAAAAAAUGAUCACUAAGGUAAUUUUUUAGUGACGGAGAACGAUAUUCAUAAUGCCAUCACAAGAUUAUCCUUCAAUAUGGCUAUUAGAACUUUAAAUAAAUUGAAAUAAAAGUUAAGUUAAUCUCGCUAGCGAUUAAAAUAAAGAAAGGUUUUGGAGUCAUGA
Messenger RNA from Paramecium tetraurelia, 1431 nucleotides. RefSeq lists its product as uncharacterized. Gene Ontology annotation, molecular function: ATP binding; protein serine/threonine kinase activity. The record is from RefSeq and is a predicted model, not a curated record. Lineage: Eukaryota; Ciliophora; Oligohymenophorea; Peniculida; Parameciidae. Gene Ontology annotation, cellular component: cytoplasm. The transcript has 4 exons. Gene Ontology annotation, biological process: protein phosphorylation; intracellular signal transduction.